AUGCCUACUUAUCCUCUUCAGCUCACCUGCUUGGGCGUCAUCAUUGGCACUCCGCUUCUGGCCUCGAUUUUUGUUAUUCUGAGAAUAUACACGCGCCGGAAGCUCAAUCUGCGCUUGAGUUGGGAUGACUGGCUUAUCAUACUUCCUCUGCUAUUGUCAAUAGCCCUCAUAGGGCCUUCAUACAGACAUGUCAAGAUGUGGCAUGUUGGUGUCCAUAUCUGGCAAGUUCCUCCAGAUGAGAUUGAACCAAACUAUGACGAGUACUACGCUGUUGUCAUGGCCUUCAACCUGUUGAACAUUCCCAUCUUGCCACUGGUCAAAGCAUCAAUCAUCCUUCUCCUUCUUCGCGCUGGUUCCGUCAUCCAAUGGCUGAGGCGAGCACUGUACGCCAUUCUCAUCUUCACCGUCGGCAGUGCUUUGAUUCCAUGGUGUCUCUACAUCUUCAUCUGCCCACCCCUUACUGGCAACACGUGGAAGCCGCGAACCUUUGGUGGUCUGCACUGCAUGGGCCGCCACAAGAUGGGCGAGAUGUUGAUCUGGGUUACCUGCGCCAACCUCCUUACUGACGUUCUGAUCCUCCCCAUUCCGUUCAUCAUUGUCCGAAGGAUGAUGAGUGCCCGUCUACGCUCCCGUCUGGUUGUACUGGCAGUCUUUACCUGCAGUCUAGCGGUCACUGCUAUUGGCGCUGCGAAGAUCUACCUCUCAUACCGCGACCGCCUGUACACCCUCUUCAAGCCUGACUGGACCUACCCAAUCGACUACUGCAUCAACCACAUUGAAAACAACGUCGCCAUCAUCGUCGCCAACAUCCCCAUCCUACGUGGUCUCGUCACACGAUGGAUCUUCAACUUCCGCACCAAAGCCACGCCCAUGGACCGCGAGGCCCGCACCGACAACAACUGGCAGCAAUGGGACCUUUCGAGCUCGUCUGCAGGUGACAGCCGCUACACGCGCCGCAACUCAAAGAAGAGCGUCAAAGUACGCAUGUUCAACAAGAUCCUCCCUUGCAUUCAAGACGACUUCUCCAGCAGCCUCGCCACCCGCACCUCGACCUCUGGCGACGCCACCAACAGCAACAAAGCCGGCGCAAGCACGCACAUCACCGAAUGCAAGAAACCCCGUCUCCCCAGCAAAAUCGUCACCUCCAACCCCCCCAAACGCACCUACUUCUCCCGCCCUUCGCGCCGCAACAGCCAAGACCGCUACGCCGCGUCUUCGCACUGUGAAAAGGGCGACGCCAACGUCCUCGAGUCCGUCCGCAGCGUCGGCAGCAGCCUCGAAUCCGCACCUACCCUCGUCGACAGCAAGUACGGUAGAGGCAGCAUGGGCUGCAAGAGCUUGGAACUCGAGUCCCCGCCUGUCAGCCCUACAACUGUAGUACCCGGCAGACGCUACUCUGCUGCUACUCUCCUGCACAGCCCCAUUACGCCGCUUUCGCCGGUUAGGCUGCGCGGGAUUGGCGAUGCGGGCGAGUAUGACGAGGAUGAGGAUGACGACGAGGCCAUUUAUCCGUAUCAUCCUCGAACGAGGAGUUGGGGCGACGAACAGCAGCAGCAGCGUAGGUUAUGA
Molecule: messenger RNA, 1569 nt
Organism: Bipolaris victoriae FI3
Lineage: Eukaryota; Fungi; Ascomycota; Dothideomycetes; Pleosporales; Pleosporaceae
Exons: 5
Coding region: 1-1569 (522 amino acids)
Source: RefSeq, a predicted model, not a curated record